This is a messenger RNA of Lobosporangium transversale, 902 nucleotides long. RefSeq lists its product as hypothetical. The transcript is spliced from 5 exons. The record is from RefSeq and is a predicted model, not a curated record. Lineage: Eukaryota; Fungi; Mortierellomycota; Mortierellomycetes; Mortierellales; Mortierellaceae. Bases 21 to 875 code for a protein of 284 amino acids. Gene Ontology annotation, molecular function: protein binding.
CAGUAACAAUCUAACAGAUCAUGGAGAUGGACGCAAGGAUCAAUGACUUGCACGAGAUGGCAGCAAUCGGCAACCUGAAGGCAGUAUUACAUUACUGUCAAAGCGGAGUCGAUGUCAACGGUCAGAACACCAUGAACGGAUGGACAGCAUUGCAUUGGGCAACACAUCGUGGGCACGAACCAAUUGUUCGUGCAUUGCUGCUACGAGGAGCACGCAAGGAUGUGAAGAACAAGAAGGGAGAGACACCUGUUGAUCUGGCGAAAAAACCAGAGAUCUGUGAGCUUUACGGCAAAGAAGUCGUGGAAGAAGAAACUGAGGGGAAAAAUGAUGAUGGGACCAAGAACUUUACAUUUGUCCCAUCAUAUCUUACAAAUUUGGAUCUUUCAAAACUCUGGUCUCUCCCUGAUGGAUCGACAGACAAUCCUAAAUUGAAUCAGGAGGCAUUUGCUCUCUCAAACCCCAAACUUGCAUUGGAAGCGUUGCCUAUAACAGCAAAUGAAAUUUCUACAAAUACGUCGACUAUGGCAAAUAUUAAUGCUGUCACUGAUGCUACAGCAGCUGCAUAUGCAGCAGCUUAUGCUAGUACUAGCGUAGAUGGUGCGUCAAGCGAUGCCCUUGUAGCAAAAGAGAUUCUAGUCUACAGUCGAUCUGUUACAGAUGAUCAUCUACUUGGUGCCAUUUUCGCCAAUGUGGAUGAUACUAUUGAGAAAACAGUUCAAUUGAUCCACGAGGAGAUUGAUGAUGUACCUACAGAAUUUAAUAUAGCACGCUAUAAUGGAUCCAAGAUGAUCCCUGUGAACAUGAAGCAAUAUGCACGUAAGACUGGAGACAUGUUCCGAGGACAGGAUGAUGUUAUUGUGUUAAUUCCAAAGUAAUUGUAAUAAAGAAAAAGUAAACUGCCA